This is a messenger RNA of Bursaphelenchus xylophilus (pine wood nematode), 1997 nucleotides long. The record is from the annotation of a GenBank genome assembly. NCBI's taxonomy places the organism in Eukaryota, Metazoa, Nematoda, Chromadorea, Rhabditida, Aphelenchoididae.
AUGGAUGAGGUCAGAGAGCCGCCCCAACAUUUGUUUUCGGAUUACGUGGAGAUGGUAUAUCUGGGGAUUGUGAUCAGUGUGGGGGUACCCUUGAAUGCGAAUGUGUUCAGAAGACUGGUCCUGGAGAUGCGGAAGACUCCCAGACACAGUGUUAAGGUAAGCGUCAUGAAGUUUAACAUUUUUAUAUCGCGUUUUAUAACAUUUAUAAAAAUUCGAAUGUUAGUUAAUUUCCUCCUAAUUCCCUCUCUCCGUUUUGCUACUCUUAACUACUUUCAGCGUAGUUUUCUCCUCCUCAAAGUGAAUUUGAAUAUCAGCGACCUCCUAAUCCUGCUAGUCCAUGCAAUGGGUAAAUUUCUUUGGCUCGCGACCUAUGAAUGGAAGGGCGGGGAGUUUCUUUGUCGGGUCUUCAACUUCCUCUCCAUGUUCACCUUAUACCUCAGCUCCAAUAUCAUUGUUUGUAUUGCCUUCGACCGUUUGCGCACCGUGCUGGCGGCCAACAAGAUUCAGCAUGGGAAGAAUCAGACUUUCUGUACGCACAGCCUUAUCUGGUGUGGCUGGAUGUUCGCGAUUGCGUGGAGUCUGCCUCAAUUGUACGUGUGGAGGACAGUGAACGCCUUCAAAGAACAUCCGGGCGGAUGGAUACAAUGCAGUGACAUCUGGGCCAUAAAUGAUUUUGAAAUGGAUCCGGAGAGUCAUCAGAACACGACUCUCAAGUACGAGGACAGUCUGAAGGCCCUGAUUCUGCGAGAAGAGAGCAAAGAUUUCUAUAAUCUGUCUCAUCUGGUGGGUGCAAACUGAUUACUUUGAUAUUUAAAUAAUAAAAAUUAUUUAACGACCAAACCCCGCGUUUUACAGUCGUUUUAGUCUACCGGAAAACAAUUAUUUUCGGCAGAAAAUUCGGCCAAAGUUUUGUCGUAGGAUCUAUGGGACAUAAUAAAUUUAAAUUCGGCUUAAUUCCCUUAGGCUAUUCAUACAAAAUACUUCCAAAAAUAGGUGUAAAUGGACGUCUAAUUACAGGUAUUCGUAUUCUACGGCCCUCUGGUCAUGCUGAUGGUGUGCUACAUCAUCAUAGUCAUGAAGAUCAUGCACUACAACGUCAAGAAUCCCUCCAUGACGGUAGGUGCAAUUCAAUUUGAAUAGAAAUGACAUUAUCCCACUAGCAGCCUCGUGUAAUUCCCCCCACUUACUCAAAUAUUAUAGAUGAAAAAUGAAGUUCAGACAACCCUAAGGCCGUACGAUGAGUUGGCCAGCUUCCGCGACAAGAAACUCUCGUCCACAAGGUCGCUGUUGGACCUUAAUCCGCGACAACAUCGUAUUAAUAAUCAACAUCGACAUUCGGCUGCGAUUAUAACGACCCUAAAGGGAUGUAGAAGACAUGAAGAAGAUCCUUCGUAUAAUAUGGAAUCCAUCUCGUUGAACGAGAGUUUCAUCGAAGAGAGGGCCGCUUCAAUGUUUGUCUUCAAAUGGUUCCCUUGUGUGAGGUCGGCUGAGUCCAAGACAGUCCGAUCUGUCAGCCCAAUAUUCUCAUCCACGCCGCCCUUCGGACAUCCCGAAAACAAUGACAAUACUCUGAUCACAUAUCGAGCUACGGACAAAAUUAAAAGGCCAAGUAAGUACAACAUUUUCAAUAAAGUCACCGCGAGCUUUCGCGACGAGAUACUAUGAAAACGAGGAGAGACGGUCAGCAAAUGUUUUUGGAUCUUUCGAUGUUCGACUAAAACCCUAUUGUAACUUCAAACUAAAUAUAUUCCCAAAUUUCAGAGCUCUCCCCCACCUCAGGUUGGCGUCGCCACUUGCGCGGUCGCGUCUUUCGAACCACUCUCCUAAUAAUCGUUGCUCACGUCCUCUUCUGGCUCCCCUACAAUCUGUAUGCCUUGAUGCAGUACAUCAACAAGGACCUUCAUCUUCGGAUGAACGAACACGCCAAUGUCUUCAAAGAAUUGCAAUUCCUCAUAGCCAUCAUCAACCCCUUUCUCUACGGUUUCACCGCCCAAUAG